AUGAGCGAUCUUGGCUUGCUGCAACAUUUUCUUGGUAUUGAGGUUUACCAAGAUGAAUAUGCAGUUUUUAUUUGUCGAAAGAGAUAUGCUGAAAGUAUUUUGAAAAAGUUUGGAAUGAAUGGCUGCAAACCUGUUGAUAUUCCUUUAGUGGUUAAUGAAAAAUUAAAGAAGGAAUAUGGUGGAAGAUUAGUAGAUGCAAGCAUGUAUAUAAGUUUGGUUGGAAGCUUGUUUUAUCUAACAGCUACACGACCCGACUUAAUGUUCGCUGCUAGUUUACUCUCAAGGUUCAUGAGUAAACAAAGUCAUUUACAUCUUGGAGCAGCAAAAAGAGUUAUAAGCGUGGGUUAUGGAGUAAUUUCUUGUUGUUCGAAAAAACAAGACACUGUAGCGCAAUCUUCAGCUGAAGAAGAUUAUUUGGCAGCUGGUUUGGCUACACAAUAA
Vicia villosa (hairy vetch) is the source of this 441-nucleotide messenger RNA. RefSeq lists its product as uncharacterized. The coding region runs from base 1 to 441 and encodes 146 amino acids. NCBI's taxonomy places the organism in Eukaryota, Viridiplantae, Streptophyta, Magnoliopsida, Fabales, Fabaceae. The record is from RefSeq and is a predicted model, not a curated record. The transcript is spliced from 2 exons.